This is a messenger RNA of Erigeron canadensis, 662 nucleotides long. Its product is annotated as histone H2A. The coding region runs from base 72 to 530 and encodes 152 amino acids. Gene Ontology annotation, cellular component: nucleosome. Gene Ontology annotation, molecular function: structural constituent of chromatin; DNA binding; protein heterodimerization activity. The transcript has 2 exons. Lineage: Eukaryota; Viridiplantae; Streptophyta; Magnoliopsida; Asterales; Asteraceae. The record is from RefSeq and is a predicted model, not a curated record.
CACAAACACACCCAAAUUCUCUCUUAUCAUUUUUACAAAACUUCUCUUUAGUUAUCAAAAAAAUUCAACAAAUGGAAUCACAAACAAAAGCAAAGAAAGGUUUCGGAGGCCGAAAAGCCGGUGCUGGUCCACGAAAGAAGGCCGUAACCCGUUCAAUCAAAGCCGGUCUACAAUUCCCAGUCGGCAGAAUCGGCCGGUUUUUAAAAAAAGGCCGGUAUGCACAACGUGUCGGUAGCGGUGCCCCUGUUUACCUUGCUGCUGUUCUCGAGUAUCUCGCAGCAGAAGUGUUGGAAUUGGCUGGAAAUGCGGCGAGGGACAACAAGAAGAACAGAAUAAUACCUAGACAUGUAUUGUUGGCAAUCAGGAAUGACGAAGAGUUAGGAAAACUGUUGGCUGGUGUGACAAUUGCACAUGGUGGUGUGUUGCCAAACAUUAACCCGGUUUUGUUGCCUAAGAAAACCGCCGCCACGAAAGAACCAAAGUCGCCGGCUAAGGCUGCCAAGUCACCUAAGAAGGCCGCGGCUGCUUAGAUGGAUUAAUAAUUAAUUGAUUGUUGAAAGUGUUUUGGUUUGGUUUGGUUAGAGAUGGUAGAAAUAGUAUGUAUGGUUAGUUGAUGUAAUCAGGUGUUAUUAAUGAAUCAAUGGAACUUCUUGUUUCUUACC